AAUAUUCCAGUCCGUCAGAUCCCAGUUUACAUCUUCUCGCUGCUGUCCACAUCUCUCUCUCCUCGCCCUCGGUUCCGCUAUCAGAUCAGGAGAAGCAAAAACGAACAGUGUCUUGGAGUUUGAAGUAUGGGUGUGGAACAAAACAAUCACGAUGCAGAGGAGGGAACGCUGGAGAUUGGCAUGGAAUAUAGAACAGUCUCUGGAGUUGCUGGUCCCUUGGUAAUUCUGGAAAAAGUCAAGGGUCCUAAAUUUCAGGAGAUUGUUAAUAUUCGUCUAGGAGAUGGAACAACCAGGCGUGGUCAAGUCCUGGAAGUUGAUGGGGAGAAAGCUGUUGUCCAGGUAUUUGAAGGAACAUCUGGAAUUGAUAACAAGUACACAACUGUGCAAUUUACUGGAGAGGUUUUGAAAACUCCAGUCUCCUUGGACAUGCUUGGGCGUAUUUUUAAUGGUUCUGGAAAACCCAUUGAUAAUGGUCCUCCUAUCUUGCCCGAGGCUUACUUGGAUAUUUCUGGGAGUUCAAUAAACCCUAGCGAGAGAACUUAUCCCGAAGAGAUGAUACAGACUGGAAUUUCUACAAUUGAUGUCAUGAAUUCCAUUGCUAGAGGACAAAAGAUCCCACUUUUCUCAGCUGCAGGUCUUCCUCACAAUGAAAUAGCUGCCCAGAUAUGUCGUCAGGCUGGCUUGGUAAAGCGGUUGGAGAAAUCUCAUGAUCUUCUCGAGGGGGGCGGUGAAGAGGACAACUUUGCCAUUGUUUUUGCCGCUAUGGGUGUUAACAUGGAGACUGCUCAGUUUUUUAAACGUGAUUUUGAGGAAAAUGGUUCAAUGGAGAGAGUGACCCUAUUUCUGAACCUGGCUAAUGAUCCUACAAUCGAGCGUAUUAUCACUCCUCGAAUUGCUCUUACCACCGCUGAAUAUUUGGCUUAUGAAUGUGGGAAGCACGUUCUUGUCAUAUUGACAGAUAUGAGUUCUUAUGCUGAUGCUCUUCGAGAGGUGUCUGCUGCACGAGAGGAAGUACCUGGAAGGCGUGGAUACCCUGGUUACAUGUAUACUGAUCUUGCUACAAUCUAUGAACGUGCUGGACGUAUUGAAGGACGCAAAGGAUCCAUCACUCAGAUUCCAAUUCUCACUAUGCCAAACGAUGAUAUUACGCAUCCUACUCCCGAUCUUACUGGCUAUAUUACUGAGGGACAGAUCUACAUUGAUAGGCAGCUCUACAACAGACAGAUAUACCCACCAAUUAACGUCCUUCCUUCGUUGUCUCGGCUUAUGAAGAGUGCUAUUGGUGAGGGAAUGACCCGUAGGGAUCAUGCUGAUGUAUCCAACCAGCUCUAUGCAAAUUAUGCCAUUGGGAAGGAUGUUCAGGCAAUGAAAGCCGUGGUCGGAGAAGAAGCGCUCUCGUCUGAGGAUCUGCUCUAUUUGGAGUUUUUGGACAAAUUCGAGAGGAAGUUUGUCAGUCAAGGAGCUUACGACACUCGAAAUAUCUUCCAGUCACUUGAUCUGGCAUGGACACUGCUUCGCAUUUUCCCCCGCGAACUUCUCCACCGUAUACCCGCAAAGACUCUCGACCAGUUUUACAGUCGAGAAUCUGCAAACUGAUCGACGAGGAAACGAGAGCUCUUAUACCCGUAAGAGGCCUCCGCGUAGAUAGAUCAUAAUGAGCUUUGAGAAACGUUGUUUCCAGUCUCCUCCCCUUCUCCAUAUUGCAUAUUCAGAGUGAAAAAUAAGAAAGUUGUGUUUGAUCUCACAGUUCAGCCUCUUUUCCAAAUCCAAGCAAAAGUCAGAAAUGGACAUCCAGCUCUUCCAAUGUGUCUGUAUUAUGUUUAAUUAUUUUGUUGGAUUGUGGCAAUCUUUCUGCUUUGGGAAUGCCUCAGCAACUAUUAGGGCUUCUAGAAUUCUAGACAAGGCCCUAUCCAAAUUCUGCUUCUUGUCUAUUUAUUAUAUUAUUAUAUUUUGUAUUCUGAACAGUUUUGAAAUUUUCUCAACUAUUCAGUUUGCUAUUUUUAUGAAUAUCCCCAUGCGUUUG
This is a messenger RNA of Momordica charantia (bitter melon), 2023 nucleotides long. RefSeq names its product ATPase, V1 complex, subunit B protein (gene VAB2). Gene Ontology annotation, molecular function: proton-transporting ATPase activity, rotational mechanism; ATP binding. The record is from RefSeq and is a predicted model, not a curated record. NCBI's taxonomy places the organism in Eukaryota, Viridiplantae, Streptophyta, Magnoliopsida, Cucurbitales, Cucurbitaceae. Gene Ontology annotation, cellular component: proton-transporting V-type ATPase, V1 domain. Gene Ontology annotation, biological process: vacuolar acidification; ATP metabolic process; proton transmembrane transport.